AACCAACCCUAACAUUCGAGUUGCAGGGAAAAGAAGACCAAUAAGAUGACGCAGAAAGGAGAUUUGUUCAAAGGGAAAAAGAAGCAGAAAACAAUCCCUCCUAGCCGCCAUGGAAAACUUCCUCACAUUCGAAAGGGUAGGAGGGUCGUUAAGCCAUCCAAGCAAUCGAAAGAAAUGGACGCUAAUCGAGAGCUGACCAAGUUUAUAAAUCACUGCAACGAGAUAAAGGCAGCCACAGUUGCUAACAAAGAUGGAGGCCAACUAAGUAUAGUCAAGCUACCCCCACAAACUUCUGCUGAUGCCAAGGAAUAGAACAGGCCAUGGUAUGGAUUUAUUGAUGAUGCAUCUUUUUCUACAAGUAGAAAACAAUCCAUUCACGUUAAAGGUCAUUGCUAUUGUGAAAUAUUUGCAUCGAAAAAGUUUUUAUCUUUUUCCUGCAGCAGUUUUGGUGAAUUACUUUCUACGUACUGAAAUUGUAUUCAAUAUUGAGAUGAGCUUAUGGCUGGCAGCCAAAAAAAUUUGCUUUAA
Messenger RNA from Hibiscus syriacus, 528 nucleotides. RefSeq lists its product as uncharacterized. The record is from RefSeq and is a predicted model, not a curated record. Lineage: Eukaryota; Viridiplantae; Streptophyta; Magnoliopsida; Malvales; Malvaceae. The transcript has 3 exons. Bases 46 to 312 code for a protein of 88 amino acids.